AUGAUUGAGGAAAACACAGAUGUUUCCAUACAUCAUUCCAUAAUACAAAGUGGAACCGUUUAUAUAGCCAUGUGCUACACUCCUCGUGGGCGCCAACCAGUGUGCGCCUCUUUAACGGUAAAUGAACCGAUUGGAUUUGGAUCUUUUGGACGAGUCUAUAAGGCAAGGAUAAAUCAAUUGAAUCGUGUGGUGGCCCUUAAACAGGUGCUCCAAAAACCAUGCCAAAUGGAAGAUGAGGUGGAUAUAAUGUGCGACAUUGAGGAGCAUUGUAACAUUGUGCGUCUGCUGAUGUAUUUUCAUGCCCAGUUGGGGAAUCCCCCACAAAAGCAUUUACUUAUGGCAUUGGAGUACAUGCCAAUGACUUUGUUGGAUUAUCUAGAGCAGCAUGGACAGGGAUCUGUACCGUUGGUUUAUGUGCGCAUCCUCUCAUAUCAAUUGUUCCGGGGAUUAGCUUUUCUUCACUCGCUUCACAUAUGCCACCAAGAUAUAAAACCCGAUAAUAUGCUCAUGGAUCCGUCAACGAUGAAUCUCAAAUUAGGUGACUUUGGUAGCUCUAGAUUUGUCGGCUCAAAAGUCUUUAGUCCCUGUGCCUGUCCGCGUCCAUAUCGUGCACCGGAAUUGCUAGCCAAUUGUAGUUCCUAUAGCACAUCUGUGGAUAUCUGGAGUGCCAGCUGUGUGCUGGCGGAAAUGCUCAAAGGAUCACUGCUCUUUGACCACAUGGAAGAUGAUCAGAAGCAGAUGCUGCAGAUCGUCUGCAUGUUGGGCACGUCUGGACUGGAGAGUGCGAAAUACCUGAUGGACGCCACUGGAAUAACUCUAGUGGAAAUCGGGACAAGCACCGAUUGGAAAUUACUAUUGGGUGUCGAUCUACCACCCGACUUGGAAGAUCUCCUUAAUUCCUGCCUCGCCUAUCAUCCAGACAAUCGUAUUCCUCCACUUUAUGCUUGUGCCCAUGCCAGUUAUGAUGAACUGCGCAUCAUGGUUGCAAUGAAAAGCCGAAUGCCAAAUGGAGCACAUCUUCCGCCUCUCUUCAAUUUUAGUGAGCAAGAACUGAAUGUGGAUGCAAACUUGCGGCUACAACUAUUACCGGUUUAUAUGGAUGGAAGGGAGUCUUAA
This is a messenger RNA of Drosophila innubila, 1116 nucleotides long. It is a transcript of the gene Pk34A, whose product is annotated as protein kinase shaggy. Lineage: Eukaryota; Metazoa; Arthropoda; Insecta; Diptera; Drosophilidae. The coding region runs from base 1 to 1116 and encodes 371 amino acids. The record is from RefSeq and is a predicted model, not a curated record. Gene Ontology annotation, molecular function: protein serine/threonine kinase activity; ATP binding. The transcript has a single exon. Gene Ontology annotation, biological process: signal transduction; protein phosphorylation; negative regulation of canonical Wnt signaling pathway. Gene Ontology annotation, cellular component: nucleus; cytosol; cytoplasm.